CCUCCCACUGCAAACUCUGGUUGUGCAACCGCUGUGUGAGUGGGGUGACCGUGCCUGUGCGAGGGGAGCUGCUUGCUCUGCCCUGCUUCUGCCAAAGAGCUGUGUCUCACCUAUAAACUGGGAGCGAGAGGGGACUCUCCCUGCAGCAGUGGCAAGACAGAGCACAGGCAGCCAAGGCUAGGAGGUUAAGUCCCUGGGAUCCCAGCAAAGACAGCAGGGAUGAGAGUGGCGGUGGUGGGCGCGGGUGUCAGUGGGCUGACUGCCACUAAGUGCUGCCUGGAUGAGGGGCUGGAGCCCACCUGCUUCGAGCGGAGCCAGGACAUCGGGGGGCUCUGGCGCUAUACGCUUGCUGGGUGCUGAACUCUCCCUGCUGCACCCCGGGGUACCAUGCCAGGAGCACAUCGAGGCUGGCCGGCCAAGCCUGUACCCAUCAGUCAUCAGCAACACCUCAAAGGAGAUGUCAGCAUUCUCCGACUUCCCCUACCCUGAGGACUUCCCAGUGUUCCUACCCAAUGCCAGGCUACUGGACUACCUCCGGCGCUAUGCUGAGCGCUUUGGCCUCCGGAAGCACAUCAAAUUUGAGACCACCGUUGUCAGCAUCCAGAAAUGCCCAGACUUUGCUACCACAGGACAGUGGGAUGUGGUCACAGAGGUGGACGGAAAGAAGACAUCACAUAUCUUCAAUGCCGUUAUGGUUUGCAGUGGCAAUUUCUAUGAGCCAUCCCUCCCCCUGCACUGUUUUCCUGGCAUCGAGAGGUUUCAAGGCCAGUACUUUCACAGCCAACAGUACAAGCACCCUGAUGUGUUUCAGGGAAAGCGCGUCCUCGUGGUCGGCAUGGGCAAUUCAGGAGUGGAUAUUGCAGUGGAGGCCAGUCGUGUAGCCACAAAGGUGACCAUUUGCACCAGCCAAGGUGCCUGGGUGCUCAGUCGUGUGUUUGACCAUGGCUACCCAUGGGACAUGGUUUUUAACACUCGCCUUAUGAGCCUGAUCAGAAACAACCUCCCCGGACCCCUUUCAUGGGGCUUGAUUAACUACAAGGUGAACCAGCGGUUCAAGCAUGAAAACUAUGGCCUUCAACCAGAGAAGAGACGCCUGGUGCGUGAGCCUGUGAUCAAUGACGACCUUCCAAGCUACAUCCUGACAGGGAGGAUCACCAUCAAGCCAAGUGUGAAGGAGUUCAAGGACAACACAGUUGUUUUCCACAACUGUCCUGAGGAGGAGCCCAUUGAUAUCGUCGUCUUCUGCACAGGCUACAAUGUCUCCUUCCCAUUCCUAGACGAAGCAGUCGUCAAGGUGGAAAACAAACACGCAUCCCUCUACGAAUAUGUGUUCCCAACCUGCCUGCAGAGGCCCACUCUGGCCAUCCUUGGGCUGAUCAAGCCACUUGGAGCCAUCAUGCCUGUGACAGAGAUGCAAGCACGCUGGGUGACCCGUGUCUUCAAAGGCUUGUGUCAGUUGCCUCCUCAGUCUGUCAUGGAGAAGGAAGUAUAUGAGAAGAGCAAAAACCAAGUACAAUGGUUUGGUCUGUCCUUUGACGAAGUCCUCAAAACCGAUUGCCUGGUCUACAUGGACAAGCUUGCCUCCUUCAUUGGUGUGAAGCCCAGCAUGAUGGAGCUGCUCUGCAGAGACCCCCAGCUGGCCCUCACCGUUUUCUUUGGCCCCUGCACCCCAUACCAGUACCGGCUGAAGGGCCCCGGGCGCUGGGAGGGGGCACGCCAGGCCAUCCUCACCCAGUGGGACCGGACCCUGAAGCCCACAAGAACACGAGUCCCUACUGGCAUCUCCAACCCCUUCCCUUCUCUCCUGAUGGUGGUGGGGUUCCUCCUGCUCAUGGCUGCCCUGUUGCUUUGUUUCCAGUAGAUUUUAGGGUCUUGUCUUGUCCCUGGGGAUGUUAUUUCAGGUUGCACGGCCCCACAGUGUGCCAUGGGACAAGGGGAAAGGAAUUUCAGCAGAUCACAACAAAUUAAAUAUUUCAACCAGCAGCACAAAACCUCUCUCUGUUCCAACUCUCUCCCAGCCACAGCUUUGCAGACCUGAUUACCUGGGGCUAGCAGCCUCUGCCCCUCUGCUGCUCUCCCACCUGCUGUGGUGAGCAGAGUAUGGAUGUGCCUGCACCAUGCUGGCCUGGAUGCAGUGAGGACAAGACUACUGAAAACAGCUUUGGGUGUUAGAUGGAAAGGAGCACAGGUGCCUAGCCCUGCCCCAAAUCACCUGGAAGUUGGGGUCUUUAGUCCAGCAAGGGGGUUUCUGGGCUGGGUCUGCAGGUCAGGUUGUCCCUUCCUCCAACCUUAAAUCCUAUUACUGAAAAAUCCCAGUUUGGGUUGAAUCAGUGCAACUUUCAGCAAAAGAGCCCUGGCUGUGGUGAUUUGUCACCCCUGAGACCAAGGCUGAUAUUCUGUAGGGCUGACCACUUCCAGCUCUGCUUCCCUGUGCUGCCCAGCACCUUCAGGACAAUCCUGGGACUUCGUUUUGUAUGCAGAGAGUAUUUCAAUCAAUAGAACCUCAUUGACUGUAGC
Pezoporus flaviventris is the source of this 2517-nucleotide messenger RNA. It is a transcript of the gene FMO1, whose product is annotated as flavin containing dimethylaniline monoxygenase 1. NCBI's taxonomy places the organism in Eukaryota, Metazoa, Chordata, Aves, Psittaciformes, Psittacidae. Bases 281 to 1861 code for a protein of 526 amino acids. The transcript is spliced from 9 exons. Gene Ontology annotation, molecular function: N,N-dimethylaniline monooxygenase activity; NADP binding; flavin adenine dinucleotide binding. The record is from RefSeq and is a predicted model, not a curated record.